Molecule: messenger RNA, 1594 nt
Organism: Cannabis sativa
Lineage: Eukaryota; Viridiplantae; Streptophyta; Magnoliopsida; Rosales; Cannabaceae
Product: NAC domain-containing protein 72
Exons: 3
Coding region: 141-1199 (352 amino acids)
Biological process (GO): regulation of DNA-templated transcription
Molecular function (GO): DNA binding
Source: RefSeq, a predicted model, not a curated record
AAGUGUCAUUUCUUGGAACUUAAAAAAAAAAGAGAAGAAAAAAGAAAUCAAUUUCAAAAAUCCCAAUUCUCAUACUCCAUCUCUCUCUCUCUCACUCAUCUGCUUUAUUUGAAAGAAAAAAAAAAACGUGGACUGAAGAAAUGGGUGUACCCGAGAUGGACCCGCUUUCUCAGCUGAGCUUGCCUCCGGGUUUCCGGUUCUUUCCGACAGACGAGGAGCUUUUGGUUCAGUAUUUGUGUAGAAAAGUUGCUGGACACCACUUUAGUCUCGAAAUUAUUGGAGAAAUAGAUUUGUACAAGUUUGACCCAUGGGUAUUACCAAGCAAAGCUAUAUUUGGUGAAAAAGAAUGGUAUUUUUUUAGUCCGAGGGACCGAAAAUAUCCGAACGGUUCCCGACCCAAUAGGGUUGCAGGAUCCGGGUACUGGAAAGCUACCGGUACUGAUAAAAUAAUCACCACCGAAGGUCGAAAAGUGGGGAUUAAAAAAGCUCUGGUAUUUUACGUCGGCAAAGCUCCAAAAGGAACAAAGACGAACUGGAUCAUGCACGAGUAUCGCCUAAUUGAACCGUCGCGUAAAAAUGGUAGCACUAAGCUGGAUGAAUGGGUUCUAUGUCGUAUUUACAAGAAGAGCUCGGGCUCUCAGAAUAAGCAAAUGAUGAUGGCUAGUCCAAUGAGCAAAGAACACAGCAAUGGGUCUUCAUCGUCCUCUUCGUCGCACCUGGACGACGUCCUCGACUCACUUCCGGCCAUCGACGACAGGUUUUUCAAUUUGCCACGUGUCAAUUCUCUGAAGACACUUCACCAACAGGGAGACGAAAAGCUCGGUUUCCUUAAUCUGGGUUCUGGGAAUUUUGACUGGGCAACUCUAGCAGCUUUGAACUCGGUGCCGGAACUUGUACCGGGUAAUCAAGCUUCUCAACCUCAACAAUGUACUGGAACCGUCGGAUAUAAUAAUAAUGACAUGUUCGUCCCUUCUAGUAUCCCUCCUCUCUGCCACGUGGAUCAAUCUCCACCGAAGAAUAAGUUAGAGAACUCGAUGGAUGAAGAAGUACAAAGUGGACUCAGAAAUUCUCAACGGAUUGAUAAUUCGGGCUUCUAUCAGACGAACUCGAACGUUUUGACUCAGAAUUACUCAAACUCGCUGGACCCGUAUGGGUUCAGAUACCCGGCCCACUCAGCGGGUUUCGGGUUUAGGCAGUGAUGAAAUUACAGAAGUAGGAAUGCAUUUUGGGAGGGCAUUAUUGCGAAACUAUAACAAUCAAAGUAGGGAGUGCAUUUCUGUAAAUAUCUGAGAUUCUUUGGGCUAACAUUUUGGCUUUAGAUAUGACCAAAAAAAAAAAAAACAGAGGACUAUUCAAAGUGUUGGGGGUGUAAAAAAAAAAAGGGUAGAUAGCAGUUUCCUGAAAAGGAAAUCAUAAUAAUAGUAUAUGAAAAGGGCCUAAACGGAAUUUCGCCCCCACUUUUUUGCUUGUUAGCAUACAAAUUCGAUGUAUCUCUACUCUUUGUAUAAUACAAUCCAACAAGGACGUGAUCAAUAUUUGGUACAUGUCAUUUUGGAAUCAAAAUAUUGUUUUAUAAAUUUGGUUUCGGUCGCUA